AUGGAACAGGAGAGAUUUAGUGAGGAAUAUGGUGAAAACAGAGAGAUCAGUCAGCUCACCAAAGAAGAAAAAGCAAAAGCCUGGAAGCUGGCAACUAACAAUACGAAUGAAGGGGCUCUAGGAGCAUACAGAAUAUCUGCCAGAAAUCAUCCAUCAAUGAACACCAAGACUUUCAAUGCAAAGGCAAAAUACUCACAGAACAACACUGAGGACUUCAUUGAAGCUAAGCUUGCCAGAGACAAAGAACAAGCUUAUCUUUGCCAGGUUGUGUGGGAUAUACUUCUUAGGAAACGAGAUAAAAAACAAAGAGUCAACAUUUCCAAGCAGUACGAAGCAGAAGUUACAGCAAAGCAGCAGAGGAUCCAGGAGCAGAAGGACAAGCAAAGCAGUCAGUCAGAGUAUCUUGAAGAAUUAACACUCAAAUUGGACAAAGAUCGAGUGUGA
Molecule: messenger RNA, 444 nt
Organism: Fomitiporia mediterranea MF3/22
Lineage: Eukaryota; Fungi; Basidiomycota; Agaricomycetes; Hymenochaetales; Hymenochaetaceae
Exons: 1
Coding region: 1-444 (147 amino acids)
Source: RefSeq, a predicted model, not a curated record